CAACACCCGGCACCGAUAUUGGACGCAGCAGGAAAUUAAUCCUUCCAGGAUGGAUCAUGCGGUGCAUGCGGCCCGCGGCCGGCCGUGGAACAAGCUGCGCUUCGAAAACAACGAACUGGAAAGUCUGUACCAGCGAUAUACGCUCAAGCUGCAGCGCUUCUCCGUCACCGGUGUGGUGGCGCUGGUGGUCAUCCUAUGCGGCGUUAUGGGUGGACUUAGUUUAGGCUACAAUCAAGCACCGACACUGCACAAUGUAUUCAACACCUUCAUGUGUUUACUGUUUACGGUGGUGCUGGGACUGUUGCAGUUUCGGCUGAUUCGCGAUUCACACCUGCCGUACCUGUGCUAUGGCAUCCUGUUCUUUACCGCCGCCUUCUGCUUCAUCUCGAUGCCGACGGUCGGCAUCGUGUUCCCGGUGGAUACACGCGAGGUAAUGGCGGAAGGCGUCUGGCAGAUUGUGUUUGUGAUCUUCCUUUCGUACGCAAUGAUGCCACUGCAAAUAUGGGAGGCCGCACUGUUCGGUCUCAUACUGCCUUCGAUACACAUCGGUCUUACCGGGUAUAACAUCUAUACGGGCAACUUCCAGUAUCUCGCUUACCAGCAGUUGGCGGCCAAUAUGGUAAUCUUCAUGGGAGUAAAUGUGGCCGGUUUCGUGGUGAACGUAAUGAUGGAACGCGCCCAACGCCGUGCGUUCCUAGACACGCGCAACUGUAUCGCGGCCCGGCUCGAGAUGGAGGAUGAGAAUGAGAAGCUGGAACGGUUGCUGCUCUCCGUACUGCCGCAGCAUGUCGCGAUGGAGAUGAAGAACGACAUCCUGUCACCGGUCGAGGGACAGUUUCACAAAAUCUACAUCCAGAAGCACGAGAACGUUAGCAUCCUGUUUGCGGACAUUGUCGGCUUUACCGUGCUGGCGUCACAGUGCAGCGCGCAGGAGCUGGUGCGUCUGCUCAACGAGCUGUUUGGGCGCUUUGAUCAGCUCGCGCAUGAUAACCAUUGCCUGCGCAUAAAGAUCCUUGGCGAUUGCUAUUACUGUGUGUCGGGCAUACCGGAUCCGCGGGCCGACCAUGCACGGUGCGCUGUCGAGAUGGGGCUGGAUAUGAUCGAUGCGAUCGCAUCGGUGGUGGAGCAGACGGACGUGAUACUGAACAUGCGCGUCGGCAUCCAUUCGGGCCGGGUGCUUUGCGGGGUGCUUGGGCUGAGGAAGUGGCAGUUCGACGUAUGGUCCAACGAUGUAACGCUCGCGAACCAUAUGGAGAGUGGUGGCGAACCUGGCCGGGUGCAUGUGACACGCGCCACACUGGAUGCGCUCGGUGGAGAGUACGAGGUGGAAGCCGGCCAUGGUGACACCCGUGAUUCGUACCUGCGGGACAAUGAGAUCGAUACGUACUUUAUCGUUCCACCUGCCCAUCGACGGAAGCCACUGAUGCUCAACACGCUUGGUGUUCGUUCCGCACUUGGGGCCGCCAACCGGCGCAAACUUUCCUUCCGUAACGUUUCCAACGUGGUGGUACAGCUGCUGCACACGAUCAAGUACUCGGUGCCGGUACCGUUUUCCCACAUGGCUACGGGAGGCGCCGGUUCACCGUAUCCAAGCACCAGCGGCGGUGCUGGUAGUAGCAGUGGUGGUCCAGGAUGUAGUGGAGCGGGUGGUUCAAGCGGUACCGGCGGUGGUCUCUUUCUGGACAAGAAUGCGCGCAAGGAUCCGGUUCUCCACUUGCAGCGCAUCCUGCACGCUAGCCCGUAUCCUGCCGUCGCCAGGGCGGGUUUCGCUGGCGUUGGUAGUGGUGCCGGCGUCGGAGGUAAUACCGGCACCGUCGAUUCCAGGGUUUCGCUCUACGAGUCGGAGUUGAGUGCAACAAACAACAAGGUGACGGACAAAUUUAAGCGCCCGUUCAAAAAGCGCCAUUCGAGCGUUUACCAUCAGCCGACGAACCGCGUCAACAAGUUCCUGUCGCAGGCGAUCGAGGCACGCAGCGUCGACCGGGAAAAGUCGGUACACGUGAAGCGCAUUUCGCUGCAGUUCCGGGAGAAGGAAAAGGAACGUCAGUACCAUCAGGACUUUGAUCUUGGCUUCACAACAGCGAUGGGUUGCAGUCUGCUGCUGCUAAUACUCAGUGCCGGAUUGCAGAUAUCGGCACUACCGCGCACGCUUAUUCUGCUACUAUUGUUCCUAACGGCGUUCGUGUGGAUCAGCGCCAUCCUGAUGCUGCUGCUCGCGGUGCGACUGAAGUGGAUCUUUUGGGACUUAUCGCAAAGCUUCUCACUGCGACUGGCCAUCACCAUUUUCACCAUCGUGCUGCUCUACUCCGUCGGUCAGGUGAACGUGUUCACCUGCCUGUCAGAUCAUCCGUGCACGACAAACUUCACCACUAAAAGCAUCCCCAGUGUGGAAUCGCUUGGACCGGCGGGAUCGAGCGAUAUUCUCAUGAGCGCGGGAGAGUUGCACCGGAACGAGCCGAACCUUUGGACCGGCCAGCAUCAACCGCUCAAUAAUUACAGCCAUCGGAAGUGUGCCCUUCCACAGUAUAUCGCCUUAUCGGCUGCUUAUUCGUUCCUUUCCGUCUCGAUCUUUCUGCGAUUGCCGAUACUGAUCAAGACGGUCCUGGUAACGCUGAUGGGGCUGGUUUACUGUUUGUUCAUCGAGCUAUCACAUGCGAACAUCUUCGACUGUUACGAUCAGCGCGUUGAAUCGGCGAUUCCGCUGCACACGAUCUCGGUGGCACGCAUUCUGAUCUUCAUGAUCGCCAUCCUGGCACAUGGGCGGCAGGUCGAGUGGACGGCACGGUUAGAUUUCCUCUGGCAGCUUCAGGCGUCGCAGGAAAAGAAGGAAAUGUCUGUACUGCAGCAAUCGAACCGACGGAUACUGUACAAUCUGCUACCGUCGCACGUAGCCGCACACUUCCUCGACAAUCAGUUCGCCCGAAGCAACAUGGCAACCAUGCGACAGGAUUUGUAUCACCAAAGCUACAGCAAGGUGGGUGUGAUCUUCUGCAGCGUGCCGAAUUUCCACGAGUUCUACACCGAGCUGGACGGCUCCAACCAGGGCGUGGAGUGUUUGCGACUGCUGAACGAAAUCAUUGCCGACUUCGAUGAGCUGCUGUGCGAGGAACGGUUCCAUGCAAUCGAUAAGAUUAAAACGGUCGGCAGCACGUAUAUGGCGGCUGUUGGGCUCAUCCCGGAGCAUAAGAUGCUACCAACAGAGCCGGGCUCGAUGCGACGCCUCAUGACAGCGCUGAUCGAUUUCGUCAAAGCAAUGCGGGUCACGCUCAAGAACAUUAACGAGAAUUCGUACAACAACUUUAUGCUGCGGGUUGGCGUUAAUGUGGGCCCGGUUGUGGCGGGUGUUAUCGGUGCGCGGAAGCCGCAGUAUGAUAUCUGGGGUAAUACGGUGAAUGUGGCGUCUCGUAUGGAUUCGACCGGCAUUCCAGGUUACACGCAGGUCACGCAAGAGGUCGUCGAUAGUUUGCAGGGCUCACACUUUGAGUUUCGCUGCCGUGGACAGAUUAAGGUGAAGGGUAAGGGCGAUAUGGUGACGUACUUCCUGUGCGAACAGAACGAGCAGCAUCUGUUUGCUGCCGGGCUCGGUACGAAUGGUAUGGCGAGUGGUGCCGCUAGUAUCGUACAGCAAUCGGUUGAUGCGGUCGGGUCGACGGCCGUGCUAGCAAUGGUCGGUGCCACGGGCAAUGGUACGGGAGACACUGGUGGAAGCAUUGGUGGUACCGGUAAUGCGUCGCUAGGGCGUGAUCGAGCUGGAGCAGUCGCACUGCAUCAACAGUAUAUGAUGGGUCCGAAUGGGAAUAUGCCCGGGCUAGUGCAGCAACAACAGCAGCAACAGCAGGGACCAAACUAUCAGAUGAAGCAACGUUUGGAGUUGGAAACAGCAUCAGGAAAGAACGGACGUUGGCAACACGAUGGAAGCUACAGCAGCAAGAAGGAAAGUUACAACUUCCUAGAAAGCCCCAACCUGCUUCAUCAACAACAGCAACAACAGCAGCAGCAACAGCAACAGCAGCAGCAGCAACAACAACAAAUGGCUCAAAAUCAACAGCUUCAGAUGAAACACCUGCAUAAUCAGGGGCAUGUGUCGAAGAAUGCAAUGCAAUCGUUCCACUACCCACAAGCGUAUUCAAACCCCGCCCAACCACAGCAACAUCAGCAUCAAGCAAAGGGUGUUUACAAGCAGCACAACAACAUCAACAACAAUCACAUCAUGAGUAGCGGUUUUCAUGGUAUGGAAAACUAUGGCAAGCGUAACUACGACUAUCACCAUCACGGACAGCCACAGCACAAGCAGCAGCAGGAUCAGGCAGUGACCGGUGGGCAUGGUGUACAGCUGCCCACGGCAAGCUACAACAUACGCGAGAACUUUAACAUAAUUGAGAAUCCGAACGUAACCGACCUGGAUGAGAACAACUUUAACCACCAUCAGCAACUUUUGGGACGGGAUCAUCUGAACAACGGGCACAAGAUAAGGAAUCAUCACCAUCACCAUCACCAUCAUGGUGGUCAGCAGCAACAGCAGCAAGAACAUCACGGUCAGGUAGCUAGUCACAAUCCGAACAAUCGUGGUGUAUAUGCGACCGCGUCCGAGAAUGAACCGCUGCUCGGUUCGGCUUCCGGUGCGAGCGGUAUCAUUGGCAAUGCGGUUAUCAAACCUAUCCAGCAGAUUCAACAGCAACAGCAGCAUCCGCAACAGUUACCCAUGUACGAACCGCCACGAUACGCCACAACCUCAUCCGUGUUUCCGCAUGCGAUUUCUGGUGCUCAAGGAUACGCUUACGGUAUGGUGCGUCAUCAGCAGAGCCAGCAACAGCAGCAGCCGCAUCAUCAUCACAGCAAGCAGCAAUCUUAUAAUCAUCAACCGAUGCAGCAACAGCAGCAAUACGGUGGUGGUCACCACAAUCAUCAUCAUCACAACCAUCAUCACCAGCAGCAGCAACAACAGCAGCGGCAACAAUCAGCAGCUGUAUUGAAGCAGUACAUUAAACCACUACCGAAGUUACCGACGGAGUUCGACGAAUGCCGUGAGCUAUCAUCAACGGAUGAUCUCAGUUCACGGCCACACUCACCAUCGGUGAGUUCGUCCGACGAGAGCUACUCGAAGACGACGGAGGGUGAAGACUUUGACGGUGAGCCACACUCACCGUUGCCGGUCCCUUCCGUCUUCAAUCCCGGUGCGAACGUUGGCAACCCACUCCAAUACCUGUACCCCUGUGACAUUCAGGUCGACCCGACCUCACCACCGAAAAUGAGCCCCAUCGACUUUGGCAACAUGCACGAUUUCGAGGUGACCAGUACGACGGCGGAAACGAAAUCAUCAUCCCCCCACAACAAGGGUGAAUCGUGCAGCAGUUUCGAGUAUCACGAGAAAGGUCCCGCCUAUCCGAAAUCACCCUUCGAACGUGAGCUGCAGCGGCGCAUGAACGAAUCCCAGUCGCGGCCCAUGCUCGCACAGGUGUCCGUUGUUAGUGGUGGUGGCGAUGGACAGAAUACCUCGAGUGGGGGUGAAACGGGCCGCGAGGAGAACCAACCCACCGGUGUAAAGGGUGCUAACGGUAAUGGGUUCGAGCAACAGCAGCAGCAGCAACCGAACCACGACGGUUCUCUUGAGCGAGUGAGGAAUGUAAACAAUAUUCUCAUCGCCAAGCAUCCCGGCACACUGGAAGCGAUCAAGGAGGCAACGCGCAAUAAAAAUCCCUCAGAAUCGAGUCAUCUACAAACUUCCGAUACGGAAUCGUGUGAGAUUAUCCAUGAUUAUCGCAAGAGCGAUCUUAAGGGUCGAAUGCAACAGUCGCUUCCGUACCAGCAGCAACAGCUUAACCAAAUGCAGCAGCAACACCAUCGGCAUCGGAAGUAUCACGCAACAAAGUCGACAAACGAAACUUCCUCCAACAUCGAGGCGGAUGAGGAUAUGCGCAGUGUGAGUGACCACCACUACCGGCGGCGUGAGCGUGAGCUGGAUCGAGCGGACGGUCGGCAGCACGAUGAUGAGGAGGAAGACGAGGAUGAGGACGAUGUCGAUGAGGAGGGCCAAGAGGAGGAUGACGAGGAUGAUGAUGAGGACGAUGACGAGGAGGAGGAUGAUGAUGAUGACGAGGAACGUCGAUUGCGGGCGAAUCGACAGCCGCGGGCACAUGAGCGGCGGGAACGCUGCAUGAGCAACUCGGAAGGUACUGGUUCCGCGAAUCGCAACUACAUUACCGACGAGCUGAAGUAUGGCGCACCGGUAGAGCGUGAGGGUAGUGGUGGACGUGACAACAACAGCUCCACGCAUCACAACCAUCAAUCGCUCGAUUCGAAUCCGGUCGAAAGUCAAUCCGAGUGGAGUGAUGAUGAAUGCCGGGAGGAAGCGACAGGUGGAGCGGAGAGUACCGGCUACAUUACCGACGAGCCGGGGCUGGAAAACAUAUCCCUGCUAAACGAGGCCGGUUUAACGGACGCGGAAGGUGCACUGUCGGAUGUGAACUCACUGUACAACGCGCCGGAUGUAGACGAUACGUCCAUCUCAUCCCGUGCGAGCAGUCGCCUGCUCAGCCUAGACUCGCUCAGCGGUCUGUACGAUUGUGAUCUCGACUCCCGACACGAGAUGGCGAUCGUGAGUGCGUCGCACAAAAUCACCAACAAGUUUGGCCCGAUCGGAUGA
Messenger RNA from Anopheles marshallii, 6643 nucleotides. It is a transcript of the gene rut, whose product is annotated as Ca(2+)/calmodulin-responsive adenylate cyclase. The transcript has 13 exons. Bases 50 to 6643 code for a protein of 2197 amino acids. NCBI's taxonomy places the organism in Eukaryota, Metazoa, Arthropoda, Insecta, Diptera, Culicidae. Gene Ontology annotation, cellular component: plasma membrane. Gene Ontology annotation, molecular function: adenylate cyclase activity. The record is from RefSeq and is a predicted model, not a curated record. Gene Ontology annotation, biological process: intracellular signal transduction; adenylate cyclase-activating G protein-coupled receptor signaling pathway; cAMP biosynthetic process.